Nomascus leucogenys (northern white-cheeked gibbon) is the source of this 1212-nucleotide messenger RNA. It is a transcript of the gene HYI, whose product is annotated as hydroxypyruvate isomerase (putative). Gene Ontology annotation, biological process: glyoxylate metabolic process. Lineage: Eukaryota; Metazoa; Chordata; Mammalia; Primates; Hylobatidae. Gene Ontology annotation, molecular function: hydroxypyruvate isomerase activity. Bases 212 to 1132 code for a protein of 306 amino acids. The transcript is spliced from 7 exons. The record is from RefSeq and is a predicted model, not a curated record.
UCCUUUUCCGGCCGCCCUCGCUCCGCCCCUUCGCCUCUCUCCGCGCUCCCUCUCUCGCUAAUGGAAGGCGCUUUUCGUGAAGACCCGGGUUUUUACAGCACUUCGCUUUUCUAACCACCAACAGUGCACGUUUGUUCGCAGGGCCAGCAAGGAGAGCCCCGUCCGCCGCCUUCCGAGCCUGCGGACUCCACCCGGCCCGACCUCCCCAGGCAUGGCGCCGCUGCGCUUCUCCGCCAAUCUGUCCUGGCUAUUCCCCGAGCUCCCCGGCCUCCCCGCGCGGCUGCGGGCCGCGGGCAGCUCGGGCUUCGAGGCCGUCGAGGUGGCCUGGCCCUACGCGGAGCCGCCUGAGGCGCUGGCGCGCGCCGCGCGAGAAGCGGGUCUGCGGCUUGUACUGAUCAACACGCCCCCGGGAGACCAAAAGAAGGGGGAAAUGGGUCUGGGGGCCGUCCCCGGGAGACAGGCGGCCUUCCGAGAGGGACUGGAGCAGGCCAUGCAGUACGCCAAAGCCCUGGGCUGUCCCAGGAUCCACCUGAUGGCUGGCCGAGUACCCCAGGGGGCUGAUCGAAUAGCAGUCAAGGCUGAGAUGGAGACCGUUUUUCUGGAGAACCUGAGGCAUGCAGCUGGGGUUUUGGCUCAGGAGGACCUCGUGGGACUGCUGGAGCCCAUCAACACCCGCAUCACUGACCCCCAGUACUUCCUGGACACGCCCCAGCAGGGUACGACCCCAGCCCUGUGUCUCCUUCUGUCCCUUUUGAUUCCUGUGCUCUUGAGGCUCACGGUCCCCUCCCUGGCUUCUCUUACAGCAGCCACCAUCUUACAGAAGGUGGGAAGACCCAACCUCCAAUUACAAAUGGACAUAUUCCACUGGCAGAUCAUGGAUGGGAACCUGACAGGAAACAUCCGGGAGUUCCUGCCCAUUGUUGGGCAUGUGCAGGUGGCACAGGUCCCAGGCCGAGGGGAGCCCAGCAGCCCCGGAGAGCUGAACUUCCCCUAUCUGUUUCAACUGCUGGAAGAUGAAGGCUACAAAGGCUUUGUGGGCUGCGAGUAUCAGCCUCAAGGAGACACAGUAGAGGGCUUGAGUUGGCUACGUUCAUACUGGGAUAGGCGGGGCCACCCAGAGGCUGGCCAGUGAGGGCCUGCACAGCACCCACGUGCCUCCAGACAGCGAGUGAGAUCCCAUCUCCUCCUCUGCAUUAAAGAUGACCUGCUGAA